This is a messenger RNA of Cryptococcus deneoformans JEC21, 1395 nucleotides long. RefSeq lists its product as hypothetical. The transcript is spliced from 5 exons. The record is from RefSeq and is a predicted model, not a curated record. Bases 78 to 1346 code for a protein of 422 amino acids. Lineage: Eukaryota; Fungi; Basidiomycota; Tremellomycetes; Tremellales; Cryptococcaceae.
CCUAGGGGAACCAAAUACCAUAUCCAUCAUCAGAGCCCACAAACAUCAACUUAACCGUAAUCGAAGGACAACAAAUUAUGACAUCUAUCAAAACACCAAAGCUGUCUAAGCCUAGAAUGGACCCAAAAGAUUAUACAAUUCGCGUAGCCAAUGAUGACCAAGCUAUAAAGCACGCCGAGGCAUGCUAUGAAGUCGUUUCUUGGAGACAAGGAAUGACUUUUGAGGAAUUCUGCCACAUUGGGGAGAGAGAGAAAGCUGAAGCCGGAUGGGCCCAGAAUUAUGGAGACAUAUGCUGGGUGAUCGUUCGACGAGACGACUAUGAUGGGGAAAUCUAUUCUUCUUUAGAGACUCACCGAUCCAAAUGCUUUGUCAAGGGCAAAGGUCAGGAAGAUGUGAAAGCUGGUUGGUAUUAUGAUAUCACUGCGGUGGUAACGCCCAUGAAAUACCGAGGUCAAGGAUACGCAACCCACCUUCUUCGUCUUCUACAUUACAUUCUCACUUCACCCGUUUUCCCCUCCUCAUCCUCCGAUGUCCUCCCUCUAUUUCCUUGUGCGGCAUGGGGUGACCCGCCCCCAGCCAUUCCUUCCGAACUGAUUCCUUAUAUCCCUCGAGCCAAUGGCGCCAUACUCUGGUCAGACGUACCGGUAGAAUUCUACGGUCACUGUACGAUGGGCCUCGAUGGGAAAGGAUUUCAAUCGAAAAAGGAAUGGAAUAAUCGACUGGUGUGGAAGUUGCUACCAGUGGCUGAGACAAGCCUCGGAAAGUUGGAGAAGGAAUGGGAGCCAAUCUGGCAAGAAGAUCUCGAGUCUUCAGUCUACGACAUACUUUCCGCAUCACAUCGUCAGAAGCUUGAGAACACUGAUACGAGCAAUCACGCUGCGUUCAUCCAGGAUCCUGCUUCUCCAGGGACGCUUACCAUGGUCCCUGUUUGGGGUUCAUUCAGCCGUCAGCCAGCGUGGCGUACGAAACCAAUCCCCUUUGGGUUCAGGCUCAGGCAGAAAAAAGGCAAAAAGCGUGAAGAAGUCAUCGUUAUGAUCUCCUUGUUUAAUCCUUGGGUAACCAACAAGCUUGCCAUCACCUUUGUGCACAAUGUGACACCAGUUCUUCUAUCUACUAUGUUAAGAAUGCUGGAUAAAGCUGUCAAAGAUGCCGGUGCCCCAUGGACAGAAGGAGAAAUAUGGGGGUUAGAUCCGCAGAGUGACCUUGUGAAGGCUUGGGUUGCAGAGGAAGGUAGGGAGGCGAAAGUCGAUAUUAGACAGGGGCUGAAGAACCAUGUGUUGGGGGUUCGAUGGUAUGACGACGAAGAGGUCCAAAUUGGAGAUACGCAGAUGUGGUCAUGGGUGUAAUUUAUCGUAUCUUUCAUUAUAAUUAGCCCCAUCAUGACACUACUCUGAA